Messenger RNA from Ostreococcus tauri, 915 nucleotides. Its product is annotated as PspA/IM30. The record is from RefSeq and is a predicted model, not a curated record. The transcript has a single exon. NCBI's taxonomy places the organism in Eukaryota, Viridiplantae, Chlorophyta, Mamiellophyceae, Mamiellales, Bathycoccaceae. The coding region runs from base 1 to 915 and encodes 304 amino acids.
AUGGUGACCGUGUCCGCGGGGCUCACGCGCGCGCGCGCGAGCGCGUUCGCGACCGGGAACGGACGCGGACGAACGAUGCGAACGCUCGCGGGACGACGCGAUUCGAAUCGUGGAUGCGUCCGAGCGCGCGCGCGGGGGGGCGUGACGACGCGCGCGAAUCUGUUCCAAAGGUUCACGCGCGUGAUCUCGUCGUACGCGAACUCGUUGAUCACCGCGGCGGAGGAUCCGGAGAAGAUUCUGGAUCAGACGGUGAACGAGAUGCAGGGGGAUUUGAUCAAGAUGCGACAAGCCACGGCGCAGGUGAUGGCGUCGCAGAAACAGCUGGAGACGAAGUAUAAAGCGGCCAAGUCGGCGAGUGAUGAUUGGUAUAAACGCGCGCAGUUGGCGAUGGAGAAGGGGGACGAAGACCUGGCGAGAGAGGCGCUGACGAGACGCAAGUCGUACGAAGAGAACGCCGAGUCGAUGAAGGCCAACUUGGACGCGCAAAAGGACGCGGUGGAUAAGUUGAUCGCGAACACGCGCCUGUUGGAGGGUAAGAUGGCGGAAGCGAAGAGUAAGAAGGAUACGCUCAAGGCGCGCGCCGCGAGCGCGAAGACGAACAAGGCGGUGAGCGACAUGGUGAGCGGCGUGUCCACGUCCUCGGCGCUCGGCGCGUUCGAGCGCAUGGAGGAAAAGGUGCUCGGAAUGGAAGCCGAGGCCGAGGCCAUGGGCGUUUUCGCCGCCCCCGACGCGCUCGAGGCACAAUUUAAAGCCCUCGAAGCCGGCGGCGGGGUCGACGCCGAGCUCGAGGCGCUGAAGAAGUCCCUCCCGAGCGCGAGCGCCAAGGGCGCCCUCCCGAGCGGCCGACCCGUGAGCGAAGCCAUCGAGACCGAGCUCGACGCCCUGCGCAAGUCCAUGGACGACGACCGUCGAUGA